Messenger RNA from Hemicordylus capensis (graceful crag lizard), 2163 nucleotides. RefSeq names its product TCF3 fusion partner (gene TFPT). Gene Ontology annotation, molecular function: DNA binding. The transcript has 6 exons. The coding region runs from base 248 to 985 and encodes 245 amino acids. Gene Ontology annotation, cellular component: Ino80 complex. NCBI's taxonomy places the organism in Eukaryota, Metazoa, Chordata, Lepidosauria, Squamata, Cordylidae. Gene Ontology annotation, biological process: positive regulation of apoptotic process; apoptotic process; apoptotic signaling pathway. The record is from RefSeq and is a predicted model, not a curated record.
GUUCUCCUUAUUUACAUCAUUAGAUCGCGCGACACUGUCAUCUGUAGCACCACUUUCUCAUAAUCAUCAACGAGUGGUACACUAUGCAUCUGAGCAUGCUCCAAAGCAUUGGGCUACACUGGCUCUUAAUCGUUAAUACUGUUGAUGUCGGGUUGCUUACGUCAUCGACAAGCGACGAAUUUUGUCUCUUUGUAUUCAUUCAGGAGGCAAGAAGAAAAGAAGGGAGUAAGAUCUCCAGAACAAGACCAUGGCAGGCGUGGGCUUUGAAGAAUUCUCUGUGCCUCCUGGCUCAGAGCUGGCACUGCCCCCUCUUUUUGGUGGCAAUAUCCUUGAGAGUGAACUGGAGACAGAAGUGGAGUUUGUUGACGGGGGGCUGCCGGAGGAGGAGGAAGAGGAGGGGGCGUUGCGGCAGCAGGAGAUGACACGGCGCAAGUGCCAAGCACUUGCUCGGCGCUGCAAGGAGUUAGAACAGGUGAAUGAGAGGAUGCUAAAUCGGCUGCAUCAGGUCCAGAGAAUAACUCUGCGCCUCAAACAAGAAAGAAGAUUUCUCAUGAGGGUGCUGGAUUCCUAUGGUGACGAUUAUAGACAAGGCCACCUUGACAUAGUGCUGGAGGACGAAGGGAACCACAGCAUGGAUGCCCCGACGCCUGGCAACACAGAGAAUGAGCCCCCUGAGAAGGAUACCCCCAGGCGCCUUGCAGGCACCUUGCCUGCCCAAGAACCGGAGAGCCUGUCACCUACUGAAGGGCCCACCAGCAAGAAACGGCGGCGCCACGUGCGAGAGGAAAAGGAAGUGAAGCUGCGGCAAGCCGCCCAAACGUUGCUUUCCAUGGAAGAGUUUCCUACACAGAUAAAGACGGAAGAGGAUUUCCAGUGUGAGCAAGAUGAUGUUCUCACACCCACCUGGCAACAGUCCAGCCCCCAUGAUAAGUUACUCCAUUAUCCCAAGUUUUCUAGCCCUGGGGCCUGUUCCGAUUUUGACUGACCCUCCAAGUGACUACUCACCUGACCUCCAGAGGAGACUGUAUAUAUAUGUAUAUCAGUUAACCCAAGAGGAAGCCAUUGGGCUGUCUACGGAAAGUUGCCUAGUGCUGCCUUUGAGGCUGUAAGAUGGACCAGUUCAGUUUUAAGAGGCAGUAAGAAGCACAGCAUGAAGCUGUUUAAGGGGCACAUGGUCUGCUCUGAACAGAGACUGAGCUGCUGAAGGGAAGUCUUGCAAACUGAAAUGCCAGCACUUGGAAGUCAAUGAGGCGAUUCGCGAGAGCACCAAAAAGUGGGCUAAGGGAGCCUAGCCCGCUUUUUGGUGAUUGUGUGCUGCAAUGGGAGCCCCGCAGCUCCCGGCAGCAAACCUCACUAAUUCCCCCUCCCCGUAGCCAAGGUUAACGGAGCAAGUACUCCAUUAACCUCAGUGUUUUGCUCAUGCAUUGUUGCAGCACACGGUGACACAUGAGUAGACCCCCGGCUCAGGGGUCUCUCCAGGAUGUCCCGGAACUUCCAGAGCCACGCAGCCCCCACUGGCUCGGUGAUGGAGCUGGCAGUCGUGUGGGCGGCCAAUUUGGCCGCCCAGGGCUGCCUGGCGAUCCUCUGUGGGGGGAGUGGGCUAACCCCUUAGGGCGAGUCUCACUGAUUGAGACUCUCCUCAAUGUGUAAUAAUGUUCAAGCCGGUAUGUAGUAGAGAUACAAAGGGAUUGCAUUUCAGGGGUUUAAAAGCUCAAUAAUGGAAGUAGGGUGGAAAUGGAUGUUCAGGGGUUAGCAUUUGCAAGUCUUUCAGUGUCUAGGGAGGGUAAGGGGAAUCGUCAAAAUUAAGCCACCCAUAAGAUGUAGAAGUGCUUACCCUGUCGGGACUAGGAUGUAUAAUAGUUUCUGGAAGGGGCAGACAUGUUGCAAGAGGGAGCACUGUCUCCCACGCACGAUUUAAGAAAGUGAUUGGAAAUUGAAGCGGUUACUGCUUAGUGCGAUAAGAUUCUCUGCAGGUGAAGAGUGUCUCUCUAUGGUUGCUAAGAAAAGGAACAAGCUCCUCCGAAGACUUUUAUAAGUUUCUGACCAAGGACACCAUGAGAUGCAGUAUGAUGGACAAGCUGUUCGUAUCCUGUACUAGAACAAAAAUUGAUUCUGUACCAACAAAAGUUGAGUGCUUCACCCUAUAUAAACUAUGUCAACCAA